This is a messenger RNA of Coccidioides immitis RS, 372 nucleotides long. RefSeq lists its product as uncharacterized. The coding region runs from base 1 to 372 and encodes 123 amino acids. NCBI's taxonomy places the organism in Eukaryota, Fungi, Ascomycota, Eurotiomycetes, Onygenales, Onygenaceae. The transcript is spliced from 3 exons. The record is from RefSeq and is a predicted model, not a curated record.
AUGCCGAUGACUUGGAACGCGCAGGCCGAUGCUCGGCUACUGCUCGCUAUUAUCAAGACUUCACCAAAAAUAGACCUAAAGGCCGUUGUUAAACAUAUGGGUAACGAAUGUACCGAGAAAGCUCUUAGACACAGAAUUGGGAGACUCCAGAGCUUGGCUGCUGGUGAUGGCGAGACAUCGGCUCCAACAACGCCCACUAAAUCUCCCAAGACCCCCAAAACCCGUGCCCCGGUUUUGAGGGCUACUCAUAGCUCUUCAGCGGGGAAGCGCAAAGCUACCAUGAAGACCGAUGACGAACCAGAGGUAAAGAAAGAGGGUGAAACGAAAAAGCUGAAGGUUGAGGAGGAUUACGAAGAUUUGGAUUUUGCUUAA